UGAUUUUUAUGGUUCAGUUCCAUAGAAUUGAUAAGUAAGCCCUAAGUUUUGGUGACUUAAAUUGAUAAAAAGCAAACAGUGCACAAACAUACAUAUAUACGUCUCUAUUAUGUAUGUACAUGUAGACAUACAUAAAUAAACCUAUUAUAGUGGAGCUCGCUCUAUGUGUGGACACAUUGAUUAUCAACGCUAUGAAUCAUUCAUACACGAAAUUCUCUCGGAGCGCGUAAUUUUUUGGAUGCAAUGUUCAAUUUCACAACAUGUAUUAAUAAACCGGCUACAAAAGACGAAAACUUUUCAGUCUACCGGCAACUUUUGGCGGUGCUGUGGAGCAAUCUGUUUAAGCUACUAAUCACCGGACUAUAACAUGGCUCAAACAAUACAAAUGACCAACGAGCAGCUGCGUGAGCUCAUCGAAACGGUACGCUCCUCUGCUCUGACAGCUGCAACAACUGGCGGGGAAGUCCCGACGACCAAGUCGAAGGGCAGUUUCAGCACCUGCACGCACAAGUUUAGCGGCGCUCGCAAUCACGAGGACGUCGAGGAGUUUAUCACAAAUAUUGUAACCUACAAGGAGCUUGAAGAUAUCAGCGAUGAGAAUGCUUUGAAGGGUCUCUCCCUGCUCUUUAAUGGCAUUGCAUCCACCUGGUGGCAGGGCGUGCGAAAAGAGGCCAAGUGUUGGAAUGAUGCCAUCGUCCUUAUUCGCGAACACUUUUCGCCAACUAAGCCGGCAUAUCAGGUCUACAUGGAGUUCUUUCAGAAUAAGCAGGAGGACAGCGUACCCAUGGACACAUUUGUGGUCGAGAAACGUGCCUUGCUCGCCCAAUUGGAAAAUGAUCGUCACAACGAGGAGACGGAACUGGAUUUCCUCUACGGUCUGCUGAAUAUUAAGUACCGCAAGCACAUUCCUCGCCAAAGUGUCUCAACAUUCCGUGAUUUACUGGAGCAGGCACGCAUUAUUGAGCACAACAAUCAAGAGGAAACCCAAACCGAAAAACAUUCACGGAAACGUAAUUACUCGCUUGGCCCUGGCAGAGGUAUGGGCAGAGGUAGAGGAAGAGGAAGAGGCCGUGGCAGAGGCAGAGGCCGGGGCUUUGGCCUGCAGCCGAACGGCGAGGAGGACGUGCCCAUGACUGAGGAACCUCAAACAGAAACAUAAGAGGAAUAAAUUUAGAAAUAUAC
Drosophila hydei is the source of this 1182-nucleotide messenger RNA. RefSeq names its product activity-regulated cytoskeleton associated protein 1-like. Bases 368 to 1159 code for a protein of 263 amino acids. Lineage: Eukaryota; Metazoa; Arthropoda; Insecta; Diptera; Drosophilidae. The record is from RefSeq and is a predicted model, not a curated record. The transcript is spliced from 2 exons.